Molecule: messenger RNA, 2160 nt
Organism: Thyridium curvatum
Lineage: Eukaryota; Fungi; Ascomycota; Sordariomycetes; Thyridiales; Thyridiaceae
Exons: 6
Coding region: 1-2160 (719 amino acids)
Biological process (GO): DNA-templated transcription; regulation of DNA-templated transcription
Cellular component (GO): nucleus
Molecular function (GO): transcription cis-regulatory region binding; DNA-binding transcription factor activity, RNA polymerase II-specific; zinc ion binding
Source: RefSeq, a predicted model, not a curated record
AUGUUUGCAGCCGGACAGCAGCCGGGAAUGCAGUUCCCUCUUGCACCAACUCGGGAUCCAGCCCAAGCCGACUCUGACAUGGCGGGCGUGCGCACAGCUCCGACGGAAUCACCAGACCGCGGCGGUCGGCGCCCAAACAACUCUGCCUGCUUCAAUUGUCGCUUGGCAAGACAGCGCUGCGAUAGGCAGACACCCUGCAAGCCGGACACGGUCGAGAAACUCCUGUCCCGGAUAAGUGAGAGCCCCGUAUGCGAUCAGGUCGUCGCAGCCAUCCUAGACUCCGCGAAGACCUCUGGCACCAACAGCGUCAGCCUCCUCGUAUCGCCGCGGGCAGCUCGUACGCAUGCAGCCAACGCUACUCGUGAUAUCCCUACGCCGACAACAGAGACGUCUUCGAGCCCCAAUGGCCUUCUUCACCCGCCCAAACCCAGGGACCAGCGUCUGGCCGAAGCCACGCAAGCGGUCGCCGAGAUCGACCUCCACGGCCACCUGGUAUCACCGCUGCACAUUCUCGCCGCCGCCGUGGGAGUCGACACCAACCCAUCCCAGGACUGCGAGUGCCCGAACGAGAGGCCCUGUUUCCACAAGCAGGUCAGCUGGAACAAGCUCGCGGACCCCGUGGACGAGAGAGUCUCCAAGUACUUUGCUCCACAGGCCACCCAUCGCACCGACUGGCAGGCCCUGGCAUCUCAGUCCGUGGACAGCACCAUGCGGCUGGAGCCCAGCGCGUGCGACCCCGUCACCGCGCGCCUGAUCGACGAGACCGAUGCCGCGCUGUACUUUAGUCUAUUCUUCGAGAUACGCCAGCCUUUCGCCUGCUUACUUGAUCCCGAGCUGCACACGCCAGAGCAGGUCUAUUCGCGGUCGUUCACAUUGUUCUCGGUGAUCUGCGCCAUGGGCUGCGCGGUAUCCGUACGGCCCCGCGACCGGAUACUAUAUCCUGCGCUCCUCUCGAUGGCCGAGAACAGCAUGAAGUGGGCCAUUGCCAGCGCAGUCAAGUGCCUCGCGGUGAUUCAGUCCAUCAUCAUCAUGCAGUACUGGGCGCCGCUCUGCCCGCGGCAGUCCGAUGAUCCAUCCUGGUUGCGGUUUGGCCAUGCGAUCCGGUUGGCCAAGGAGCUCGGCAUCAACAACAGUGCUACGAUCAAGGAGCGUGUCGAUAUGCUGUGCCCUGACGGGAGUGACGACUUCAAGGCUCGACUGACCCGGAAUUUCGAAAGAGCUUGGCUGCACACCUUUGUCACGGACAAGGGCUUGAGUAUGAUCACGGGGCGCAGCUCUUGUCUCUCGUGGAAGCAGAUCCCUCGAGCGGUGGGCGACUGGUGGCGCGAUCCGAAUGCCACGAUAUACGACAGGCUCAUCUCUGGGUGCUCCGAGAUGAGACGGCUUCUGACGCAUGUGCUGGGGCAAGGGAAGCGUUCGGAACGCACUUCGUCGGCCAUUUCAGCUUGGCACUCACAAGCUCUGAGGGCCCUCGAGCAGCUUCGCUCGGCUCGUUGCACGCCUGACGAGCACCCCUCGGCUACCUUGCUUCCUAUAUUGGGCUUCAACAUGGACCACAGCAUCCUGAUCCUGAACGCACAAGCGUCUAGAGACCUGGUCAACGUUGACGAGGCAGUGACUUCGGAGAAAUUUAUGAAGAUUUCGCUAAAGACCGUCGAGGUGGCCGAGAGGAUGCUCAACGCCUUGCUCUCGGAGAGGGUAAUCGUAGAUCGCGUCGUUGGUCUUCACAACAAUCAGUUUAUCGCUAUCUGCCACGCAAUGACCGAGAUCAUGAGCGCCAUUGACCGCGGAGGACUCAAACAAGAGGACGUCGACAGGAGCGCUUCGACGGUGAGGCUCAUCCCGAAGCACCUCGAGAAGGUCGCGCAGGGCCUCCCGUCCUCCUCGGUCGUGCACCUGUACGUCAGCCUAUCCCGCUUCUUCGCGAAGCAGCUCGACCGCCUGCAGGCCGCGGACGCCGGCGGCGGCGCCCCGGGGCGGGCCGCGAACGAGCUGGACCGCGCCCCGGGCGAGUGGUGGAAGGCCAUCGACGACGGGGCCAUCGACUUUGGCACGUGGCUCAACAUGGGCUUCCUCAGCACGCCGGACAACGGCGCGCCGUUCAUGGAAGGGAUGGAGGAGACGGACGAGUCUUUUUUCAAUGACCUGUCGGGGUUUUAA